AUGAGCGGAACUACACGGACCGGGCUUGUGCCAACGCCUAAGCGAAGCAUUAAAGUCCUGAAAAAGCGAAGGCAACACCAUGCCGAUGACCAUCGGUUGCCCUCCAAGUUCGAGGCGACGCCCAUGCCCCUUUCGCUGCGUCCCUUUGGUGGACUCUUCAAUCCGUUUGCCAAGGGCUGUUCUGUGCUAUGCAACCAUCCCGCACCUUCUGCCGUCAAGGAUGUUAUCCACCAGCUGAAGACGACGCUGGCCAUCGAGGGCAAGAACGUGCAGCAUUCCAGGGAUAAGCAGGAGCUAGCAGAGACCGACCAGCAACAGCUGCACGAGACGGACAACAUUCCCGAGGAUCUCUUUCGGCGCUAUGCGGAGACGGACUCGCGUCCUCUCACACCCACACCAACGGUGACCAGCAUCCACACCCGCACCAGUGCCGGCUCCUUUCUCAAUCGCCGCUGCAUCACCCCAGAGUGGGGCAAACACGAGAAUAUUAAGCGGAAAAAAAUCAUACUGGACUUGAGGCGAAGCCAUUCGCAGGAAACGCUGUACUGGAAGCCCAGUUCCGAUCUGACCCAAAGUGGCCUGGAAGAUGAGAAGAAGCCGAAGAGUGCUGGCGCCAAUGAGGAGAAAAAGUCCAGGCAUGCCAAAAGUGAUGAGCAACGACCAAAAUCCUCGCUAGCAACGGCAGCCACCCAUGCGCCGGGCGCUGCAGAAACUCCAGAUAUUGAUACGAAGCCGCCCAAAACAUGCAUCAACGAGCACGAACUGAGCGAUGAGGAUGUGAGGAGAGGCAAGAAACGGAAAAAGCUAAAGCCUGCUCAGGCAACCACAACUUUUCAUUUGAGCGAGGAUCCAGAAACACAGGUUUCUGCACUGGGACCCGACUCGCUUAAUCCCAGCACAAGACCGAGCUUGAUACCCAAUUCGAUUAGUUUACUGCCCGCCAAGGACAAGCGGGAAAGCGAGCCCAUUUUGUUGAAAGGUAGUUUCCUCACUGACGAGGCAUUUCAGGUGCUGAAGACGGACUUGGAUGUGGACUUGAUAGAAAAUACCUUUGGCAGAUAUCUGAAUCGUGCACUACGCGAGGCCAUCAAAUACAUGCCCCCAAAACCGAAGGCUGUGAACAAACCGGCAGAAGAAUCGGAGAAGUCUUCGGGCGGCAUCAACUCCAAAAUGCCGCGCAAGUUCUCCAAAUCAGCUACGCGAUUCGAUGUGCCCAUGGACCUGAACUUAUUCCAAAACAUGACACCGCUGGACUACUUAAGCAAAUAUGUAUGGGUCUCACAACAGCGAAAACAGCUCUAUAAACGUGUGUUUCUAAAGUAUCUAAGCCGCUGCGAGGAGCCGGAAAGCGAAAUGCUGGGCAAUGCCAAUGAAGACCCAAUUCAGACCGAGUACAAGGAAAGAACAAUGAUGUGGCAUUGCUUGCCGCAGGCCUUGGAAGAUGUUUUGGAAUUCCACGGCACCGAAGAAAAUGUGUGUCGAACUCUAAAUAUGCUCGGAUAUGAGCGCAGCAGCAGCGGAUAUUUGGAUUUUCGCACCUGGUGUGGUAUUGUGUCGUUUGCAGAGCGCCUUGCACUGGCAGAUCCUUCCUGCACCGACUCUUGCGAUGAGCUGGAGAAAGCAGACUUUAAUAGCAUGGAGCAGCAACUCAUUGGGAGCUUUCAUUUCAAUGUUCCUGAAAAAUUGCGUGAAGUCCUGAAUGUCAUACGCAGCACUCACAAUUUAAAAUGA
This is a messenger RNA of Scaptodrosophila lebanonensis, 1731 nucleotides long. RefSeq lists its product as uncharacterized. The coding region runs from base 1 to 1731 and encodes 576 amino acids. Lineage: Eukaryota; Metazoa; Arthropoda; Insecta; Diptera; Drosophilidae. The record is from RefSeq and is a predicted model, not a curated record. The transcript has 7 exons.